This is a messenger RNA of Alnus glutinosa, 1135 nucleotides long. RefSeq names its product GATA transcription factor 5-like. Gene Ontology annotation, molecular function: sequence-specific DNA binding; zinc ion binding. Gene Ontology annotation, biological process: regulation of DNA-templated transcription. The record is from RefSeq and is a predicted model, not a curated record. The transcript is spliced from 2 exons. Lineage: Eukaryota; Viridiplantae; Streptophyta; Magnoliopsida; Fagales; Betulaceae. Bases 221 to 1027 code for a protein of 268 amino acids.
GCUUGCUCUCUCUUUGGUUGAGUAAAAAUUUUGAUUUGUUUCUUUAGCUUUAUCUGCCGACAGAAAACGAGGCCAUAAAGAGGGCACUCACAGACAGCUUAGCAACACAUUUUUCUUCUCCAGUUUUCUUUUCUUUUCUUUUCUUUUAUCCUCUUCUUUCACUUUACCUCUCUCUCUCUCUUGGUGGAUUCAAAAUAUUUUAGUAUUUGCUUUUGUGGCCAUGGAUUUCUGCCGAAAUGUGUCGGUUUCCGGUGAAUACAAGCAAGAGCAGGUCCUUUCACCUCCUUGCUCCAAGCUUGGUGGCCUCUCUACCAGUCUCGACGACCUCUUUUCUGCUCAGAACACGGAAGUGGAUGUUAGCUUAGAAUGGUUGUCAGUAUUAGUUGAAGACUGUCUAUACAGCACAGGAAACUGCCUCCCAGCACCCUCUAGUGUUGAAACCACAAGUAGAAGCCCCAAACCCUCAACACCCUUGCAGAAACCCCAUCAGAACCCAGCUUCCCUGCAAAAUUUUGUAGUGCCAAGCAAGGCCAGAAGCAAAAGAAAAAGGGCCGCCAUAACCCCCAGAACCAACAGCUCUUUAAGCAUCUGGUCACAUCACGCAGACCCACAAAACAUGACCAGCUCAGACCCUCCUCUGCUCCAGCAGGCCUACUGGUUGGCUGACAGUGAACUUAUUGUGCCCAAAAAGGAGGAAAUUAGCAACAUAGUAAGAAGAGAAGAUGGUGAGGCGGAAGAAGGAGAGGAGGAGGAGGAGAAGGGAUUAAUGGUGAACAAUGAGCAGCAGGCUACGCCAAGGAGGUGCACCCAUUGCCUAUCACAAAGGACCCCACAGUGGAGGGCUGGACCAUUGGGUCCAAAAACACUGUGCAAUGCAUGUGGGGUGAGGUACAAGUCGGGUAGGUUGCUGCCAGAGUAUAGGCCAGCAAAGAGCCCUACAUUUGUGAGCUAUUUGCACUCCAACUCUCACAAGAAAGUCAUGGAGAUGAGAAUGGCUCUUCUGUCUUCCAUUCCCGGUGGCCAGUGAUGUAUAACAAACUUUAGAUAGAAAAAUUCGGACAAAAUUAGAUUAUUAGUCUAGUGUAACGCCCUUGCUAUUCAAUUUCAUGCACUCUUUACUCUUUCUUCCUCCAAA